Chrysoperla carnea is the source of this 1893-nucleotide messenger RNA. RefSeq names its product zinc finger protein 182-like. NCBI's taxonomy places the organism in Eukaryota, Metazoa, Arthropoda, Insecta, Neuroptera, Chrysopidae. Gene Ontology annotation, cellular component: nucleus. Gene Ontology annotation, molecular function: zinc ion binding. The record is from RefSeq and is a predicted model, not a curated record. The transcript has 2 exons. Bases 1 to 1893 code for a protein of 630 amino acids.
AUGACAUUAAAAAGAUUUUGCCGUCUUUGUGCUGUUAAAUGUCCACUGUCAUCUAUAAAAAGCAAAGAAGAUUUACAAAACGAACAAUUAGACAAACUUAUUUUGCAACAUUUACACAUUAAAAUAGAAGAUGGAUAUCCAAACACAGCUUGUAAACUAUGCUGCAAAACUAUUUCCAAUUUUCAUAAAUUACUUACGGGAAUAAAGACAGCUCAACAAAAGUUAAGUAAUAUUUUCUCAGAUUCCAAAAAUUUAGAUAUAAAGUUAGAGGAUGAAGAACAAUCCAAAAUACUGGAUAAAAACAGUGAUGAAAUAAAUUUAGAUCUCGAAGAAUAUAAAGAAACUGAUGCCACUGACAAUGUUAAAACUGAAAUAGACGAUCAUAACAAUGACGAUUAUUACGAUAUUGAUCACUUUUUAAAUUUAAAAGAUGAAACACCCGAUUUUGAUUCAUCUAUAGCGAAACCAGGCAAUGAAGUAUCAGAAACAGAAAAAUUAAAUAUUGACACAACUAACGAUGAGAACUUACAAAAAAGUUCAGAUAGUAAUUUAAAGAAAAAUCAACGUAAAAUCCAUUGGCGAUGUUAUAAGUGUAAAAAACGAUUACGAAACGCUGAAUCUUUGCAAGAUCAUUUUCAAGAAGUACAUAAAUCUAAAGUGGAAUACGUUUGUGUUGAGUGUCAAGCAUUAUUUAAAGAUUUAAGUGAAUUUAAGGAUCAUUAUUAUAGUCAUGAUAUUGUAAAAAAAUCAAAAAAGUAUCCAUUUAAUUACACGUGCGAAACUUGUGGAAAACAGUUCUAUGAAGCUAAAAAUUACAAAGAACAUCGUGAUAUGCAUUUAGGAAUCAAAAGAUUUGAGUGCGAAAUAUGUGGCAAAAAUUUUGCUAAAAAACAACAUAAGGAAAUUCAUAAACUAAGAGUUUGCUCAAAAUCGAAAAAAAUUAAUACCGUGGAUGAGUUGAUUAAGGAUGAAAUAUCAGAUAAUAACCAAGAACCGAAAUGGAAAUGUAAUAAAUGUGAUAAAGGUUUUGAAACUGUGCAUUAUUAUCAAAAACAUUUAAAAAAGGCUCAUGACGUCACAACCAAUGAUUUAAUUUGUACAGUUUGCGAUGAAUUAUUUGAGAGUAAUGAGUUAUACGAUGAACAUUUGAAAAAGGUACAUGAUAUUGAUGACGGCAUUCAAACUGGAUCCAAUUAUGAGUGCAAAAAGUGUUCAAAACACUUUCGACAUAAAUACUCGUACUUAGCACAUACACUUACUCAUACGGGAGUAAAACGUUUUUCUUGUAAAGAAUGCGGUAGUAAAUUUUAUUUAAAACAACAUUUAAUAGCACAUUCAUUAACACAUUUAGAAACUGUAAAUUCUAGCGAACGGAAAUUUAUGAAUAUUGAAACUUUAACGGAACAUCAAAAACAAGGACAUAAUAGUGAAGAAGUGAUUUGUGAUCAAUGUGGUAAAGUUCUUAAAGAUAAGUAUCGUUUAACACAACAUUUAAGUAGUCAUAUAGACGGUAUAAAGUUCACUUGUGAUCAGUGUCCAAAAGAAUUUAAAAGUACAGCGGCCUUAAAAUUGCAUCAAAAGAAACAUGGAGAAAAGCAGCACGGAUGUGAAGUUUGUGGAAGAAAAUUUAGUUUACGCUCACAAUUAAGAGUUCACGCAACAAUACAUACAGGACAAUUACCAUAUGAGUGUAGUUAUUGCAAAAAGCAAUUCCGAACAAAAUAUCAUUUGACUGUUCAUUUACGACAACAUACCGGGGAACGACCGUAUUCUUGUACCGAAUGUAAUCACUAUUUUGCAAAUGAUUCAAAUUUUAUAAAACAUUUAAAAGGGCGUCAUGGAUUAAAGAAUUUUUCUAUUGUAAAUAAACAUCGUUACCCAUUCGAUGAUUGA